ACUAAUACUGAAUUUCUCUGUCUACCUCUCUGACAUGUAUAUACAUGUUCCAGACCCACUUCUUCUUCUAUUAAUUUGCGACUUAUUGUUCCUUAGCUUCUCUCAUCUCUCAUCUGUGUGGUGAGCAAAUUACGAUCUUCCAAGCAAUAGCAAACAGCCAUUUCUGACAGAUUUGAGAAUGUCUGGCAGAAGAUCUCGUUCCGGACAGUCCACAGAGAUCAGUGAUGACCAGAUCAACGAUCUCGUCUCCAAGUUACGACGCCUUAUUCCCGAACUCCAACCCACUCCCUCCCACAAGGUAUCGGCGGCGAAGGUGUUGAAGGAGACCUGCAACUACAUAAAGAACUUGCACAGAGAAGUUGAUGGCCUAAGUGACCGCUUAUCUGAGCUUUUGUCCUCCACUGACUCCGACAGUCCAGAAGCUGCCAUUCUUAGGAGCUUGCUUAUGUAAUUUUAAUCUCCUAUUAUAUAUAUAUAUAUAUAUAUAUAUAUGUCCCUCUUAAUAAAGGGCUUUAAUAUGUGGCCUCCAUGGCCGUCCUUGAAGUACGCUUGUAGACUUAGCUUGUAGAACUAAUUGUCCGUCUUAUCUUGCUAUGUGAAAGAAUAACACGGACUAUAUGUAUUUGUCU
Molecule: messenger RNA, 629 nt
Organism: Neltuma alba
Lineage: Eukaryota; Viridiplantae; Streptophyta; Magnoliopsida; Fabales; Fabaceae
Product: transcription factor PRE6-like
Exons: 2
Coding region: 179-451 (90 amino acids)
Biological process (GO): regulation of growth; regulation of DNA-templated transcription
Molecular function (GO): protein dimerization activity
Source: RefSeq, a predicted model, not a curated record